GUGUGUGUGUGUGUGUGUACAACGAAUUCCUGUUCAUUAAGUGAAGAAUUCAGAUUAGGGACCCCCUGAGGAAAAAGGAAAGAAAACAGCAGGACAUCUCAAAGAAUGGGAAAUCUACUUAGACACAUGACUCCCCGGGCCAACUCCUUGUCCUCCCCCUGGCCAAUAGAUGAGGGCGUGUCUAGUUGUCCCCUAGACAGACAGACAGUCAUCAUCUCCAUCAGAGCCUUUAUCUCCCUGAAAGCUGCAGGGCCAGACGGUACCCGGUACCCGAAAGCAUCUAAAAGGUAAGGUCCAAGGUUGGAGGCUUCAUGCAUAUUGGCAUGCAAAUAAAAGGGCUGGGGCAGGGACUGGGCAGGAAGGAUGAAGAGUCCAAGACUCCAGUCAAAGAAGCUGUAGGAUGGUCAAUAAACUGCCUUGGGAAUUGUUUUUAAAAGCAUAUAUUUUAGUUGGAGUGGGGGUUGGGAACAGAGAUACUACCUUUUGCUACUGUUGGGGACUUACCGCUCAGUCCAGCUGAAGUUAAGAAACCUGUGCAGUGGCUUUAGGAGGCCUGACACAUGCUGGCUACAAUGGUACAGGCACCUCAGUGUCCAUAGAACUCACAGCCCUCCCCCUGUGUGCACGGAUGUGAGUGAACUGCACAGACGUGUGUGCUCAUAUGCACACACAUGUGUACAUAAAUAUGUCCAUAGAUAGCUACCCAGCUUUCCUGAUGGGAAAACACUCUGACAACCACACACAGACUCUCUGGUUUCUAUGAUAUGUUUCUAAAAAGUUCCAUUUCUAAGUCUAUUUUAUGAACGAACACCCUUCUUUUACAUUGUAUGUCAAUUAUAAGAUUUGUCUCCAAGUUAACUGGUUGCUCCUAAUAUGGGCGGGGCCUUAUUCAUUUCUACACCUCCGGAGGCAAGUUCAGAGACUGCAACUCAGUAGACACCCCAUGAGUGUUUAAGUGACUGCAUGAAUGAGUGACCUUAGACCAACCACAAGAAGGCCUAGGGAGAAGGCCCACUUGUUAGUGAGCUUACCUAACAUGCAGGAAGCUCUGGGCUUGGUACCCCGCAUCUCAUACACCAGGCGUGAUGGUGCACACCUGUAAUCCCAGCACUUGGGAGGUGGAGGCAGGAGGGUCAGAAGUCCAAGGUCCUUCUACAUAGCAAACUUGAGGCCAAUCUAGGGUACAUGAGACCCUAUCACAAAAGCAAAAGCCAAAGAAAACAAAAGUCUUUUUAGUGUAGUUUCUCGAAAGCUAGUUUUUUGUUUUGUUUUGUUUUUUGAUGAAGAGUUUGUUCUGAAUAUGUGGUUGUUUACUGGAGAGUAUCUGUGCAAAUGUGCAAGUGUGUCCAGUGCACAGGUGAGUGGACGGGAUUUUCUAAGCAUGUCUGUGGUGAGAUGAGUAAGCCAGCCUGUGGGAGCUGUCAGUGGGAGCCUGAGUGACUGAUGGCCGCACUGUGAGCUGCAGUGAGGGAUGGCUAAUGAUCCCUCCAGACACAGCCUGGUCUUCAAGGAGCCUUAGUGGCAGAUGAGCCUUCUGAGGAAGCUGUGUGGUGGAGGGCAAGAGUGAGCAAACAUGCCGGUCGGAGGUUGGGUGACUUUGUGGGCCAUUCCCACGGGGCACUAAAGACCUCAGAUACCAGCCCUUCUACCACCUACCCACAGGAUGGACAUCAGUGGGAUUCAGCCAUUCCCGCUCCUAUUUCUCCCAGAACCCCAUGAGGCUCCUGGCUUUCCUGAGUCUGCUGGCCUUGGUGCUGCAUGAGGCAGGAACAGCUUCUCUCCCAGGGGAAAGGAAGAGAGAAGAGCAGAGUCCCAAGGAAGGUGACACUUACGCAUUUCUGCAUGUGGGGAACUAUGCCCUGAGCCUGGAGGACUACAGUGACGUCAUUGACCUGAGCAGCUAUGAGGAACCAGCCGACUAUGGGGACCAGACCCCUGAGGCUAAAGUGGACAGUCUGACUCUCCCAACAAGAACCAGCCCCUCCCAGAACACUGUGGCUCCAAACCUCACCAUGACCAAGCCUACCACCACCGGCCUACUGACCUCCCAGAGCAGUCAUGGCCUGCCUACCUGCCUGGUCUGUGUGUGCCUUGGCUCUUCCGUGUACUGUGAUGAUGCAGACCUCAAGACCAUUCCUCCCCUUCCCCAGAUGACCACCUACCUGUACGCCCGCUUCAACCACAUCAGCCACAUCCGGGCCGGAGACUUCAAAGGGCUGACAAAACUGAAGAGAAUUGACCUCUCCAGCAACUCCAUCUCCUCGGUCCACAACGAUGCCUUCCGCCUGCUGCCUGCCCUGCAGGGUCUCAUCCUCUCAGAGAACCAGCUGGCAGCGCUGCCUGUGCUGCCCAGCGGCAUCGAGUUCCUGGAUGUCCGCCUGAAUCGGCUGCAGAGCUCGGGGAUACAGCCUGAGGCCUUCGUGGCCCUGGAGAAGCUUCAGUUUCUCUACCUGGCAGACAACCUGCUGGAUUCCAUCCCUGGGCCUUUGCCUCUGAGCCUGCGCUCCCUGCACCUGCAGAACAACGUGAUUGAGACCAUGGAAAGAGACACCUUCUGUGGCCCCAGGGAACACAACCCCGAGCUACGGCAGCUGGAAGACAUCCGCCUGGACAGGAACCCGAUCAAUCUAAGCCUUUUCCCCGAGGCCUAUUUCUGCCUGCCAAGGCUCCCUGUGGGCCGUUUCACCUAG
Messenger RNA from Chionomys nivalis (European snow vole), 2690 nucleotides. RefSeq names its product opticin (gene Optc). Gene Ontology annotation, molecular function: protein binding. The transcript has 6 exons. NCBI's taxonomy places the organism in Eukaryota, Metazoa, Chordata, Mammalia, Rodentia, Cricetidae. The record is from RefSeq and is a predicted model, not a curated record. The coding region runs from base 1716 to 2690 and encodes 324 amino acids.